Messenger RNA from Nicotiana tabacum (common tobacco), 2326 nucleotides. RefSeq lists its product as uncharacterized. The record is from RefSeq and is a predicted model, not a curated record. Gene Ontology annotation, cellular component: nucleoplasm; protein phosphatase 4 complex. NCBI's taxonomy places the organism in Eukaryota, Viridiplantae, Streptophyta, Magnoliopsida, Solanales, Solanaceae. Gene Ontology annotation, biological process: protein dephosphorylation. Gene Ontology annotation, molecular function: protein phosphatase activator activity.
UAUCAGUAAAUAUUUUAGCCCCUUUGGGACGGGAAACAUAUGCAUGUGCCUGGAAAUGUCAUAUGCCCCAAAGAAAAAUAAGAUUUCUCCAAAAAGCAUUCAGCGUGUAAAGGUCUACCGUCUUAAUGACGAUGGGAAAUGGGAUGAUCAAGGGACAGGGCAUGUAACUGUGGAUUAUAUAGAGAGAUCGGAAGAACUAGGAUUGCUUGUACUUGAUGAAGAUGAUAACGAGACUUUGCUUCUGCACCGUAUUAGUGCAGAGGAUAUCUAUCGGAAGCAAGAAGAUACAAUUAUUUCUUGGAGGGAUCCGGAGUAUUCAACUGAACUAGCUCUUAGCUUUCAAGAGACUACUGGUUGCUCCUAUAUAUGGGACAAUAUAUGUAGUGUGCAAAGGAAUAUGCACUUCAGCAGUCUUAACAAUGAAACAUUUCAUAGUGUCAACAGUGACCUGAGGGAGUUGCCCCCGGUUGAGCUUUCUACGCUUUCCCAGAUACUAAAGACAGUUGUGGAGAGUGGCAUUGCUGAUCAGUUGCGUGUUACAGAACUAAUAUUGCAUGAUCAAGAUUUUUUCCGUAAGCUGAUGGAUUUAUUUAGCAUCUCUGAAGAUUUGGAGAACAUUGAGAAUCUUCACAUUCUUUUCAAAAUAGUGAGAGGAAUCAUUAUGCUCAAUAGCUCUCAGAUCUUUGAAAAAAUAUUUGGUGAUGAGCUGAUAAUAGAUAUUAUUGGGUGUCUUGAAUAUGAUCCAGAUGCUCCUCAUGUUCAUCAUCGCAAUUUUCUGAAAGAGCAUGUGGUCUUUAAGGAGGCUAUAGCUAUUAAAGAUCCAAUAGUCCUUUCAAAGAUACAUCAAACAUACCGAGUUGGCUAUCUGAAGGAUGUCAUUUUGCCUCGAAUGUUGGAUGACGCAACAGUUGCAAACCUUAAUUCCAUAAUCCAUUCAAACAAUGCAGUUGUUGUAUCUCUGUUAAAAGAUGAUAGCACCUUCAUUCAGGAUUUGUUUGGAAAGUUGAAGUCGCCUUCUACAUCUGCAGAGUCAAAGAAAAAUUUGGUGCACUUCUUGCAUGAGUUUUGUACUUUGAGUAAGAGCUUGCAAGUGGUCCAGCAACAUCGGCUAUUUAGGGAUCUUGUUAAUGAAGGGAUAUUCGAUAUCAUAGCUGAUGUUUUGCAGAGCCAAGACAAAAAGCUAGUUCUGACGGGGACAGACAUCCUCAUUCUAUUCUUAAAUCAAGAUCCAAAUCUUCUGCGAUCUUAUGUAAUUCGUCAGGAAGGCCUUGCUUUGUUUGGACUUCUGGUCAAAGGUAUGCUAACAGAUUUUGGGGAUGACAUGCAUUGCCAGUUUCUUGAAAUUCUGCGCAGUCUCUUGGAUUCAUAUGCAUCAGGAACCCAGAGAGAGGCCAUUGUUGAAAUUUUCUACGAGAAGCACCUAAGUCAACUCAUUGAUGCUAUAACAUCAUCCUGCCCGGCAGACGGUGCUGCAGAAACUGUCCGUAACUCGGAGUGCUCUGAUGGAGGAACUGAAAAGCAAAGCAGCGUCAAGCCUGAAAUACUACUAAAUAUUUGUGAUCUCCUAUGUUUUUGUAUCGUGCACCAUCCUUAUAGAAUAAAGUGCAACUUUCUUCUAAAUAAUGUGAUAGAUAAAGUUCUCUUUCUGACACGAAGAAAAGAAAAGUACCUGGUAGUUGCCGCUGUUAGAUUUAUGAGAACUCUUAUUUCGCGCAAUGAUGAGCAUUUGAUGAAUUACAUAGCGAAGCACAAUCUCUUAAAACCAGUGGUUGAUGCUUUUGUUGCUAAUGGAGACCGCUACAAUCUUCUAAACUCAGCUGUUCUUGAGCUUUUUGAGCAUAUUCGUAAGGAUAACUUGAAGAUAUUGCUCAAGUAUUUAGUGGACUCAUUCUGGGAUGAACUGGUCAAGUUUGAAAAGUUGACAUCUAUUCACUCUUUGAAAAUUAAAUAUGAGCAGUCCCUAGAUUGUUCAGGAACCAGAAGUGUUGGCGAUCUGUUAGACGACCCUAGGAAAAGAGUUAAUGAGCGUGGUUUAGAGAAAGAAGAAGAAGAAUAUUUCAAUGAAGACAGUGAUGAGGAAGAUUCUGCGUCUGCCUCUGUGGCCAAUGCAAGUAGGGCGCAGGCUCAGCCAGCCUUGCCUAAUGGGUCUGCUCCAAGCCCCUCAUCUGUGAGAUCUGGGGCACUUGUUGAUUAUGAUGAUGAUGAGGAUGAAGAAGAUUAUAAGCCACCACCUAGGAAGCAAUCUGAUAAUUCUGAUGAAGAUGCGGAGUCUUUUCCGUUGAAACGAAAGCUAUCUCCGAAAGAAGAGCCNUUAUUUGAUUACUGA